CAUAUUCUCUCUCCACCGAUCCCCACCCCACCACACCACACCCCACGCGCUCUCGCCGUUCUAGGGUUUCCGCUCCGAUCCCUCCCGGCCGACCAAGGUAACCACCCUCCUCUCCCUUCCCGAUCCCGGCUACUAGCCGGAGGCCUCGAGCCUCCGUCCUCCAAUUGCCCCUCGAUUUUUUUUUUGUUUUGUCGCCCCCGAUUCUCUCCCGGUAUCUCGCUCUCGCCGCGCAUUCGAGCUAGAUUCGAGCCGAGACCAAUCGCUUCCGCUAGGGUGUGGUUUGCUCUCGUGGGGGGUUGGAUCGGUCAGCGUAGUUCUACUGCAUCUUGUGGUGUAACGAUGGCGUUGUUGAUUGGGGCUUGAAAGGAUUUUGUGUAGUAGCAACAGCCGCAGCAGCAGCCAUGGCCGACAAGGGACUCUUCGCCAACGACGGCUCCUUCAUGGAGCGGUUCAAGCAGAUGCAGGAGAAGGAGAAGGAGAAGGCCGCCGCCGCCUCGUCGUCCGCCGCCGCCGCGGCCAAGGCCACCAACCCCAAGCCGGUUGUCGUCGCCGCCAACACCCCGUCGGCGAGCAAGAGGCCGCUGGAGCUCAAGGGGGGCGAGGUGAAGAAGGCCGGUUCGAUCUCGUCGGGCGCCAAGCUCGCCUUUAGCCUCAAGAAGAAUAAGGUCGCCGUGGCGCCAGUCAAGUUUGCGGCUGACGAUGAGGAUGAGGAAGAUGUUGGUGCGGACAGGGAGGAGCCUGUGAAGCGGCAGAAGUAUGCGCAACCUGAAGCUCCUGCAUCGGUGGCUGCCCUGUCAGGGGUCGUUGCCCCAUCACCACCAAAUGAUAUGACUGUGAAGCAAGUUGCUGACAAAUUAGCAAAUUUUGUUGCCAAAAAUGGGAGACAGUUUGAGAAUGUCACGCGUCAAAGGAAUCCUGGAGAUACACCAUUCAAGUUUCUGUUUGAUAAGAACUGUUCAGACUACAAAUACUAUGAGUUUCGGCUUGCUGAAGAAGAAAUGUUACUUGCUCAGUCAAAGGAGGCCCAGGCAUCAAAACAUGCUAGCUCAAGCACUCCAAGCUCCAGAGCACCAAGUGCCCCACAGAGAAGCUCAUUUGAACAAAAGACUAAUUAUCAAACACCUGCUUCAGCUUUGUAUGGGGCAUAUGAGGGUAGUUCUUCCCAAGGAAGCUCAUCUGGCUAUGGUGAGCCUCCCAAGGAUCCAGUAGCAUUGAUGGAAUUCUACAUGAAGAAAGCUGCACAGGAAGAACGGAAAAGGCCACCGAAACAAUCAAAAGAUGAAAUGCCACCACCUCCUUCUCUUCAAGCUCCUUCUUCCAAGAAGGGACAUCACAUGGGCGACUUCAUUCCUCAAGAAGAACUUGAAAAGUUUAUGGCACGUUGUAACGAUGCUGCUGCACAAAAAGCUACCAAAGAAGCUGCAGAGAAGGCUAAGAUUCAGGCUGACAAUAUCGGACACAAACUUCUGUCUAAGAUGGGAUGGAGGGAAGGUGAGGGUCUUGGCAGUGAGAGAAGUGGACGUGCAGAUCCCAUUAUGGCUGGAGACGUGAAGAAAGACCAUCUUGGUGUUGGCGCUGUCCAACCUGGUGAGGUCACAUCUGAAGAUGAUAUCUAUGAGCAAUACAAGAAGCGAAUGAUGCUUGGCUACCGUUAUAGGCCAAACCCACUGAACAAUCCAAGGAAAGCAUACUACUGAUAUAAUGGGAGGUCAUCCAAGGGGCGAUGUAAGGCACAAUUUUGUUACAUUUUAGCUAACAGAACUAACUACUGCCUAGGGAUAUCACUAACAGUAUUGAAAGUUUUUGUUCACCAGCAGAGAAGCCAAGAAGUUCAUUUAUUCAGCAUAUAAUCUUUGAAUGCCAGAGGCUUCCCGGUGUUCUGCAGUAGCUUUGGUUUUACGUAGUGUUACAUCUAUGCUACUUUCAACAUGUCAUUUGGUGUGUGUUUCCCCUUUUGUUUCACAUGGUGAUGUAUUCAUGUUGCUAUUGAUGAAUAAUGUAUCUUCAUGAUUAUUCAACCCAUAUUGAACUUAUGUCACGUGAUUGCUACUCCUUGUUUCUUCAAA
Messenger RNA from Oryza sativa Japonica Group (Japanese rice), 2066 nucleotides. Lineage: Eukaryota; Viridiplantae; Streptophyta; Magnoliopsida; Poales; Poaceae. The record is from RefSeq and is a predicted model, not a curated record.